AUGACUAAAACUUUUUUUGAUAUCUCAGCUGAUGGCUCUCCUUUAGGAAGAAUCACUUUCCAAUUGUACGAUGACGUUGUUCCUAAAACCGCUGAAAAUUUUAGAGCAUUAUGUACCGGUGAAAAGGGUUUCGGUUAUAAAGGUUCUAUUUUCCACAGAGUCAUUCCCAACUUUAUGUUACAAGGUGGUGACUUUACCAAUUUUAAUGGUACUGGUGGUAAAUCAAUUUACGGUACAAAAUUUGCUGAUGAGAAUUUUAACAAAAAACAUACUAAACCAGGUUUAUUGUCAAUGGCCAAUGCUGGACCAAAUACUAAUGGAUCACAAUUCUUCAUUACAACUGUUCCAUGUCCUUGGUUAGAUGGUAAACAUGUUGUUUUCGGUGAAGUUGUUGAUGGAUUCGAUAUCGUUAAAAAGGUUGAAUCCUAUGGUUCUGGAUCAGGAGCUACUUCUAAAAAAAUCACCAUUGAUGCUUCAGGUGUAUUGUAA
Lodderomyces oxycetoniae is the source of this 489-nucleotide messenger RNA. RefSeq names its product peptidylprolyl isomerase (gene CYP1). Gene Ontology annotation, biological process: protein peptidyl-prolyl isomerization; protein folding. The transcript has a single exon. Lineage: Eukaryota; Fungi; Ascomycota; Pichiomycetes; Serinales; Debaryomycetaceae. Gene Ontology annotation, molecular function: peptidyl-prolyl cis-trans isomerase activity. The coding region runs from base 1 to 489 and encodes 162 amino acids. The record is from RefSeq and is a predicted model, not a curated record.